Asparagus officinalis (garden asparagus) is the source of this 1873-nucleotide messenger RNA. RefSeq names its product protection of telomeres protein 1a-like. Gene Ontology annotation, biological process: telomere capping; regulation of telomere maintenance via telomerase. Lineage: Eukaryota; Viridiplantae; Streptophyta; Magnoliopsida; Asparagales; Asparagaceae. The record is from RefSeq and is a predicted model, not a curated record. The transcript is spliced from 10 exons. Gene Ontology annotation, cellular component: nuclear telomere cap complex; chromosome, telomeric region. Gene Ontology annotation, molecular function: telomerase inhibitor activity; G-rich strand telomeric DNA binding. The coding region runs from base 127 to 1641 and encodes 504 amino acids.
GUCUAGUCUUUCACCAGUCUCCUCCUGUUCCCGCCUCUGCUCAACUCUCUCAGCUCCUCUGAACGCAGAGCAAGACCCAAAACUUUGCGCAACCCCCCGCCCCAAAAAAGGACUAAUUUUGAGAGAAUGUCACAGCGUCUGAGCCCGUAUACUCCGAUUUCGGAGAUCAAGAAGAUGAGAGAAGGCUCUAGAGUUGCAAUUAAUUUGUUUGCGAAGAUAGCCGAGGCUGGGAUUCCGAGAAUGACCAAGGGCAUAGGAACUGAUUAUUACAUCGGCUUCAAGCUUGCUGACGGUUCUUGUCAAUUUGGAGUGUCUAUCACUAUUUUUGCUCCGACCGUGGCAGAUUUGCCACGCAUUCACUCUGUGGGAGACAUAAUUUGCCUUCAUAACGUGGAGGUUAAGGUUUAUAAAGGAGAGAGUGGAGAGAGUAUCUUUUGUUCCUUCAACAAACGUAAAUCCUCAUACGCGUUCUUUGACAAAGAAGGAAGUACGGGUGUUAUUCCUUACAAAAUCUCUGCAAGUUUUCGAGCUACUAAUUAUGUGAGCAAAUAUUUAGAUCAGCUGCGGUCAUUAUCACUCGAACAUUACCAACCAGAUGCAAAUCGUCAACAGGAUGCAAUUGUUAGCUUAUUACUUUUAAAGGAGCUUGAAGAAGGGAAAGUUUGUGAUAUCCUCUGCCAGGUUGUCCAUGUUUGCAGAAUUCCUAGUGGUGAUGGGUUAAUACUUUAUGUAUGGGAUGGAACCGACACUGCUCCUGUAACUUUUAAAUCAAACCUAAAUAUUGAGGAGAGUACGCCUACUCCUAUGCAACCUGAAUCAUCACCUUUGUCAAGUGAAAUUUUAAGUUCAUUUCCACGUAUCGGGACGGUCCUCAGAGUAAUUGCACCAAAUGAUUUUGAGCAUAUAUUUGAUGUACCAGGUCGUGAACAGUGGAUAAAAUUUUGUAAUGUCACUUGUGAAUUGCGGUCAGAAAUUAUGAUAGGUGUCAUGAACGCUGAUAGUAAAGUCUUUAUUUUGUCUGAUGAAUAUCAGAAUGUAAAACAUCGCGAGAGGAUUUAUAAUGAACGGAAGGCAUCAGACUUGGGACAAAUCCCUUUGACAUGCUCACUGCAGACUUCUCACGUUACUGUGACUGACUACGAGACUGUUCCAUAUUCGACCUUGAUGGAAUCCAUUUAUUCUGAGGAACUACUGAGCAGUAAAUGCGUUGUUAGAGUGGUAGCGUCCUUACCUUGGCGCGGUGAACAUCUUCAUUCCGUCAACAGAUCUGUUCGUGCUCGAUUAACACUUGAAGAUCCAACAGCAAGACUUCAUGCUUAUAUCUAUGAAGAAGACUGGGUACAAUUUAUUGGGCCUGAUACGGGAGCUGAUGAUAUAACUAGAAAGAUGAUGAAACUGUUGGGCAUCAGAAACCCUCCCACAGGAGAGAAGGAGAUGGCUUUGAGGAAUCCUCCUUGGGUUAAGUGUUGUUUGAGGAAGUUUCAUCGGGAUGAAAAUGAUAAAGUCGGGACCAUGAGGUUUCAAAUAUUUGGAACUAGGCUAAUAGGGGAUGCUGUUAAUGACCAAGCUCAAGGAGAAGGCGGCGCUCAGGUGGAAGUAACAGAGGGGGUGACCGCGGAUAGGCCAAUUAUCAUCGACUGACAACGAUGUUGUUAAAACUUGUGUUUUGAUAUUUUGUCGGUGUAUAUAUGCACGGAGGUAUUAGGGGUUAGGAGGCUUUUUUGUGAUGUAAUUAAAUGCAGUUUAGAGAGACACCUUGGAGUUGGAGGUGCAUCUGUUGUUUUGUAAAAAAAAAACCUUUUUUGGUAAAUUAGCUCGAGAAACGCACCACUUAUAAUCAUUAAUUGACGUUAAAAUGCCUGUUAGCUUUGUA